AAAGCCUAGAAGAAAGAAUAACCCUCUCCAGAAGAAAACUGCCGACUGAAUUAGGAAACUAGCCCUUUUAAGUUUUACCCUUUUGAAUGUCAGUAAACCUGUUGACAACGCCCAUCGGUCUUCAGAGUGGUGAUAUGAGAAAGGUGUUCACGCCCUUGCAUCAGACAUGCACCCGUAACGGCACAGUAAAACGGCGACAUCCGCACGAACAAAGAUAACGCAGUCAUCGCACACUAGAGUGAAGCUGACCACUACUGCGCCUGGGAGCAACACGGCAUACAGCAGUGAGCCAGCAGUCGUCUAAUCAACUCCAACAUGUCCAGCAAGGCGUCAUCCCUCAAGACCCGGUCCGAAGCUUCGUGUGCCUCCUCUACAGGUUCUGCAGCAGCCAAAGCCAGAGCAAAAGCUGAGGCAGCCAAGGCACGGCUCAGCUUCGCAGCUAAAGAAAUGGAUUUGAAGGUAGAAAAAGCACAAAUAGAAGUAGCAAAAGCUAAAGUCGAGGCAUCCAUCGAAUAUUUACAGCAUGAAAAAGAUGUAGCUUCAGCCAUUGCUGAAGCAGAGUCAUUAGAAGCAGCUGCUGCCACACAGACAGAAACGCGCAGCAACAUCUGUCCCUCAGUAACAGCAGAACGAACUAAACAGUAUGUCAUUGGCCAAUCUACAUUUGUGAGAAAAGAAAAUGAUGCUGCUCUUCAACAAUCACAAAAUGAAAAUGUAACACAAAGUAAAUCAGAGCUCACCUGUGAUCAGCCACCAAGCCCUAAAAAGGAAAAUGACCCACAAAAAAUUCCAAUUGGUCUAACAGAUGAUCCUGACUGUUGCCAAAAAACUCCAGUCAUUUCCCCUUCUCCCCAUGAUAAUAAAAAUUACAGUACCAAUUGGUCAAAUCAGGUGUCAACAUCUAGCUUCCAUAAUGCUAGGCCUUUAUACAAAGAGCCUAGAGAAUCAAAUGUGAGUGACUUCAUCAGAUACUUUGCUCGUCGUGAAAUAGUGGCAACAGGGCUGCUCCAGUUUAAUGACAAGCCCCAAAACUUCAGAGCUUGGAAACGCUCAUUUGAAAAUGCUAUAAGCGGGUUAGAUCUAACGGCAAGUGAAGAAAUGGACUUGAUGUUAAAAUGGCUUUGCAAGGAAUCGGCUGAACAUGCAGAACAACUCAGAGCCAUACACAUCAACAACCCAGUCAAUGGCCUCAACAUGAUAUGGGACAGACUUGAACAAUGUUAUGGCUCAGCUGAAGUGAUCGAGGAUGCACUGUUUAAAAGAAUUGAUGCAUUCCCAAAAAUCUCAUCCAAAGACUUUGCAAAACUGAGAAAAUUUAGUGACCUGCUCAUGGAAGUGCAGUGCGCUAAAGCUGAAGGAGACCUCCCUGGUCUCGCGUUCCUAGAUACAGCAAGAGGAGUAAAUCCAAUCAUCCAAAAACUUCCCUUCUACCUGCAAGAAAGGUGGAUUACGGUAGGAGCCAACUACAAACGCACAAAAUGUGUCUCCUUCCCACCAUUUAGUGUUCUAGUAGACUUUGUUGCACAAGAAGCUGAUGCUAGAAACGACCCCAGCUUUAACCUCACACCAUCACCUGAUGCACCCAGACCAGACAAACUAUCUUGGAGGGCAAACAGACAAAAAGAGAUUUCUGUGCACAAAACUGAUGUCAUCUCUCGCACUAGUUCAGACACACAGAGGUUCCCAAACAAAACUGUACAUGGUGAAAAGAUUUGUCCAAUUCACAAGAAAGCCCAUCCUCUCGCAGUGUGCAGAGCAUUUCGCAUGAAAACACUGUUAGAUAGGAAAAUGUUCUUAAAAGAAAAUGACUUUUGCUUCAGGUGCUGUGCUUCAUCUUCACACAUAGCAAAGAACUGUAAAGCCAAGGUACAGUGUUCCGAGUGCAACGAUGAGAAGCACUGCACGGCUCUCCACCCAGGACCAGCUCCCUGGCUAAAAGAAACCGAACCAGCAGCAGAGCAUGGCGGGGAGCCUGACACCACUGAAUCAGAGGAGAUCACUUCUAAAUGCACUCAGGUUUGUGGUGUGAAUGAAGCAGGCACUUCAUGUUCUAAAAUCUGUCUCGUGAAUGUCUACCCAGCAGGCCACCCACAUCAAGCAGUAAGGCUUUAUGCCAUCCAUGAUGAACAAAGUAACAGAUCACUAGUACGUCCGGAGUUCUUCGAGUUGUUUAAUGACUGCGGCCCUAGUUCCCCUUACUCGCUUAAGACAUGUGCAGGUACCAAAGAGACAAUGGGUAGAAGAGCUACAGGUUAUGUAGUGGCAGCUUUAGAUGGUUCAGUCCACAUCUCACUGCCUAGCCUAAUUGAGUGCAAAAAUAUCCCAAAUGACAGAGACGAGAUCCCCACACCCAGUGCAGCUAGACACCACAGCCAUCUAAAGUCAGUGGCUCACCUCAUUCCUGCCUUGGACUCUAACGCCCCAUACUAA
This is a messenger RNA of Maylandia zebra (zebra mbuna), 2430 nucleotides long. RefSeq lists its product as uncharacterized. Lineage: Eukaryota; Metazoa; Chordata; Actinopteri; Cichliformes; Cichlidae. Gene Ontology annotation, biological process: DNA integration. Gene Ontology annotation, molecular function: nucleic acid binding. The record is from RefSeq and is a predicted model, not a curated record.